AUGAGGAUCUCCCUGUGCGCGGCGCUCCUGGGCCUGCUAUGCGGGCUAGCGAACUGCCGGAAGGGCCUGAACUUCGACCAGAUAAUCAAGUACCUAAAGGAAACAAAGGUGAUCGCCGAAAAUAUCCCAGACACCCUGGAAGAUGCCAUCCAAAUAGUGCCCCCCUACCUCAUAUACAAGUACAAAGGGAAGGUCUACUACCUGCACAAUAAUGUGGACAUUACCCCUGUUGAGGAGAAAAGACCUGACCCGGUUUUCCCCAUGCCAGAGAACGAGUUGGAUGCUAUGAGUCCACUGGAGUGUCACCCGAUGGUGCCGGGAAGUGCUGCUGCGGGGUCUGGUACACCACAUCAAAGCGCCUCUUCAGGGGAGGCAGUCGACACGAUACAAAUGGUCAUGGACGAAGACACAGGAAUUAUGGUGCCAACGAAUACGAAGGAGAUCAUAGAGAAGGAGAAACUCACCACAGAAGUGUUUAGCAUCCCGAAGGACCCACAGUGGAGCGCCGAAGAAAAGGAAAAAAAUGCAAACGUGUAUCUAUUUGGAAAGGAAAACAGCACAGUGUAUAAGGUGACGGAAAUUAUAAAGUACAUAGAAAGUAAAGACAUGUGCAAAAACAUCCAAAUGGGUUACGAGCGAUUUUAUAGUAAAGCCCCAUCGUAUGCUGACGAAUUGGGAGGAGCCACAGAUGAGAAGACGCCCAAAGUUGUGCACAACGUAGACAUGAAAGAUUACUCCUCCUUUUUGACCGCCUUACAUAUUCUCUUUAGGAAGGACGAAGAAAUAGGAGGCAAGAAAAUUUACAAAAUAAAUAAUGUGCCCAAGACGGAUCUACAGCUAUUCAUUAAGCAGGCCUACAAGAACAUUCACGACACGUUGAAAAACUACAUUGCUGUGUCUGGGUUCAGCUUCUACGAUUAUAGCUACGACGUGGGUUCUUUUUCCAUAGAUGUGUUCAUAAACGAUUUCUUUUUCCUUUCCAGUAGUAACAAUAAAGACAGGGGCACCUUCAAAAAUGUCACCUCGAGCAUCAAAUACGCUUCCACCGCGAAGGAUAAGCUGAGUGUCUACAAGAUAGAGAAGGCGAUUAAGGAUUUCUUGGCCGAAUCGAAUCUCCGCGUUUUAGACCUCAAGCUAAUUCAUCACCUCUUUUCCAGAAACUUCAUCCUCAACUGUACCGAAAAUGACAUGAUCGAUUUUGUCACCAACCUUGUAAACAUCACAGGGGUGGACAUCUCCCCCCGGAUCGGAGCCACCAUCUUUGCCUACCUUCUUCAAAAAGUGAACAUAUUUCUAAUGCCUAGUUAUCCCACCAAAACGAGAAGUGGCUACCUGCUCUUUAGGGAGAACAACGAUUUGCUCUUCAUCGUGGAGUCCAUCUACCGAGACAUCUUCAAAAAUUUCUACCGCAUUGGUAGCUCACAUGGGGACCUUCCCAACGCUCAAAAUAUGGACAAGGUGCUAGCCACCACCCCAUGGGUUCAGAAAAUUUAUCCCCAUUUUGCCAGCACCUACGAUUUCUUAAGCAUGAAAUAUGGAAUCGCUCUCUUUUACAACACGUACCACAUGGCGGUGAACUUCUUCCAGGGGGACACCCAGAUGAAGCAGAUUCUGCUCGAGCAUAAGGACUCCAAGAAGGUGGACACGUUGGACAAAUUUCUCAACGAAGUGGUGGCGCUCUUCCCCCUGGGUUCGGGCGGCUCUGCGUGGCCCGCCUCCCUCCUGUCCAUGGCCCAGGUGGAAGAGAAGCCGCGCGGGCGCCUCCUCAGCGGAGAGACAGGCGAUGACGGCGGUGAUUACGGCGGCUACUACGACAGCGUGUACGGCGGCGAUUACGACAGCGACGACGACGACGUGCCCGACGACGAGGACGACGAAGAGUCGAAGGAAGCGAAGGAGGCGCAGGAGGAAAACACCGCGGAUGAAAACCACGCAGAUGUGUACGCACGGGAAAAAAACAAAUACAAUGAACUCAGGCAGAUUGUCGAGGCGGAGCUCAUAAAGGAAAGAAAGGCAUACGCGCAACAGAGGAACGAAGAAGAGGCAAGGAAAAAAAAAGAAGAAGAAGACAACAUCGCAGAGACGGAUAAGAAACACGAAUUGGAGACCCAAAAAUUGGAAGCGGAAGAAGAAAAAUCAGAACCAGAUGACGAUCAGAAAUUUGAAAGGGAAUAUCAAGCAGGCCUUGCAGAAGAAAAGGAAUAUGAAAGAAAGAGAAAAGAAGAAGACCUACGAAACGGAGUGGUGAGAAAACCCGAUCGAGAGAACGAAACCCCAGAAUCGUAUUACUAUACCAACUCUAUUAACAUCCUGCAUGACCAAAUGAAAAGAGUCUACGAAAAAGGAGUCGAUUCUGGCUUCCAAGUGGUAGCAGAAAUUGAAGCAAAACUCAGGCAGGUGUACAAAUCGCUCAAAAAAAAAGGAGUCCCCGAUUAUGAAAAGCUGAAGGAGCAGGUAGUCAAGGAGAACGAAAAGCUCUUCGAAGACUUAAGCGCCAAAGUGAAGAACCAAGAAAGCAAAAAAAAAAACAUACUCGAGUAUAAGGCGGACAUCGACACGCAACUGGACAAAAUGAUGGCCAAAGGUGAAGACGGCAUGUACACCAUCACCGCAGGACUCAUUAUGCAGAAUUUUAAAAAAUAUCAAAAGGACCUCAUGGAAGAAUGCGGAAAGAGGUUUUAUGGCAAAUUUAGAAUAUCCCUUGGGACGAGAAAAAAAACCAUACUGAACCAAUUUAGGGAGGCCCUCAUGUACUCUAUCCGAGUGAUGCAGGAUCUAGCUCCCAGUUACGAUGAGGCAGAAUAUACAAAGACCUUCACCAAAAUAUAUAAGACCAAAAAGGAUUCCUACAAAGUGGAGUAUGCCAAGGCUAGGAGGAUCAUUUCAAAAAAUAUGGACAUUGCUUUUAGGAAGCAUAUCAAAUUGCACUACGAGGAGAAAGACGCCAUCAUUAGGAACGAGCUUCAAAUCAUUCGCCAGCAAGUUAUAAACAAACUUGACGAAAUAUUCCCGGAGCUUUACAAGGACCUCCAUGUGGAAGUCCUAAUCGACUUGGAGUCCAUCAAAAAUGAGAAGCUAAAAAUGAAGAAAAAGGUUUUCCAAAUUGUGAGGCAAAAUGUUAACUACCCCAACGAUUUGAAGCUCCUGGAGGGAAGCUUGGCCAGCUACAAGACGGACGAAACCCCGGAGGGGAAGAAGAAGAAGGAGGCGCUCAACGCGGAGAUUGCCACGCUAAAGCAGAGAAUCGAAAAGAACAAAGCGGAUACCGCAAAUCUUAGAACCCAUUUUGAAUCCAUUUCGGAGAAGUACCAACAGGUGCUCAUCAAAAUGGACGCCAUAGACCACCUGGAAAAACGCUUCAGACUCUUCCGCUUUGAAAUAGUCAAAGAGCACAAAGACUGCAAACUGCACAUAGAUGCGCUGGUGCCCCUUUCGGACAAAGACGCAGGGGAGUACAGGCGCAUGGAGGACCUCACCAAGGAACUGCUCAACGAUGUGGACCAAAUCAAUUACGACAUUGACGAAGCGAGGCUCCUCCUCCACGCCCUCAAAAUUAAGAAGAAGCACGUGGAGUUGGACAUACAAAUCGGUGAAAAGCUCCACAAAAUGGAGAAAAAUGAGCAGAUUAGCUCGAAAAAUGAUGCAAAGAGGGAAGAACUGAAGGAGAUAGUCACCAACAUUGAGAAUGAAGAACACAAGCGGGAAAAGCUCUACAUCAGGAGGGACGUCUUCAUGAAGGACCUCAACUUCGUCAUCAGUGAUAGUGAGAAGGACCCCCCAGAAACGGUAAAGUUUCUACUCCCCCAACUUGUAAAAAAAACAGACAAGAAAAAUUUAGAAACUUUUAUGAUAGAAAUUAUGAUCGAAACGGAUAUAGAAAAUAAUGCACUCACCAAAAUGAUAAAGACGUUUAAUGAAGACGUCCUCUUCUACAAGUACCACAUCAUCAACACGCAAGACUAUUUGAGGCUGCCAAAUGAUGAGAAGAACAUCGACGAGAAGUUCUCCGCCCAGUUGGAUAGAAACGAGAAAAUGUUUGCGGAAAAGUUGGAGAGCUUCCGAAAGGAACUCAAAUCGUACAAGCAGCUGGUGAAAAAGCAAGGGGGUGGAAAGCAGCCUGGUGCUCUCACCUACCUCAAGAGGAACAUUGCCCAUUUGAAGAACAUGAUACAUUCUCUGCGGAAUGGAGUUCAUAUAGUAGACUUCAGCUACAUUUUGACAAACCCAGAUUUUUUCCAAAGUGGGGGUAUUAAAAAUGAGGAUAGAGAAAGCGAACUGGCACAUACUGCACUGCUGAAGAGAUACUUCGCUUUGAACUCGCUAGGGAAGGUACUCACAGAUACGCAGAAUAAGGCAAUCCACUUCGGCAUCCACUACAGGUACACAUCAGAUAAAGUCCUAUGGUAUCUAGCCAUCCUGAAAAAGUACAUCGAAAGAGCCGAAAUGGUGUAUAAUAACUCCUACGAUGCGGCGAAGAAGUCUAGGCUGAAGUUAGCAGAGUUUAUAGACAGUCGGGCCAAUGCCGCUUUGGACGAACCGGUGCUUCUCCAAUACGGGGGAGACAUCUGGGGAGGCUCGUGGGGAUUCUCCUGGGGGGAAGCCGCGGACAAGCAGAAGUACCUGCGCGUGAUGAAGAAGGAGCAGACCUUCCCCUACAAGUUGAAGGAAAUCAAAGACGUCUACGUGGUUGACAAAAUUGUGAAGGACAAACUGGUGCGGACGGGGAAGCUGGACUCCCUCAAGGACUACAUGCACGUGAAGGUGUACAACAUCGUGGAGGUGAAGGGCCCCCCCCUCACGCUCUUCGAUAAGGAGGAGCUGACCAGCUUGAAGCUGCUCACCCCGGAGGGGCACAUCGCGCCGGGAAGUGUGAAGAAUUACCUGACCCAUUUGGGGUUCACAAUGAAGGGGGGGGAGCCCAAUAUCGAAGCUACCAAUUGGGAGGCCCACUUACCCGCCAUCCUCCAAACGGCGGCGGACUACCUCAAACAGAGCAGCCUCAGCUACGACGCCAUUUUGGAGGUGCUGAAAUAUUUGAAGGCCACCCCCAACGCGAUCAACGUGCGGGACAUCAUCACCCUGAGCGAAAUAAUUCUGGACAACUCCAACGUCUUCUUCGUGAAGCAGGACACGCUGAGCAUUUACAUCCUGACCCUUUUGGAGCUCCUCGGGGUGCAGGUCAAGAUGGACGACAUACAGAAAAGGGACCGCAAAAGCAGGGUGAUGACCUACCUGAGCAUUUUAAAAAGCCACUACAAGCGGGCAACCAUUAGGGACGAGGUGAAGAAGCACGUGCUGCAAUUCCUAAGGCCGAGCGACGCCUUCCCGACGUUGCAGUACAACCCCAAGCUGCACGAGUUUCUGCUAUCCGUGCAGCAGAGCUUGGAUGGGAACCCAACACUGUAUGAAGCAUUCAAAAAGGAAAACCCCCAAUUUGCGACCGAGCUGUUAGGCGGUAUAAAGAAGGGGCUGGACGAAUUCGUGGAUUAUUUCUUCGCCAAGGUAGCUACAUCCAGUCCGGACCACUUUAUGUCCCCAUACUAUCACGUGCAGGAUUACACAGAAGAGGAAAGAAAGAAACUCAGUAUUAGUUCGUAUAACUACCGGUACAUUGACCUGAACCAGAUGUUAACAUUAUUUUUUUAUUUUGUAAAUCCAGACCUUCGAAAUAUGCUGAACGAGUACUCCAUAAAAGCAAGUUUGACUUGUUUAGAAAAAUUCCCCUCCUUCGACUUUAAGGACCUUUUUUCCAUCACGAGUGACGUCCAGCUGAACGAUCUGUUUUUACAAAAAAUUGGGAAAUUUCAAUACGAACGUGUCCAAUCGCUGGUAUACAUGUGGAGGUACUUACUGCACCCAGACAAUAAGGACUUCUUCACCUACGAGAAGGUCAGUUCUGUCGUGGAACGAUACUUUUCCGGUGCCCUAUUUGAUGACAACACUCGGGCGAUGCUCUCCAAAUUGGUCUACUCCUUUCUCGCCAGAAUAUCCUACCACACCGUGUCUUAUUUUGACAUCCAGAUGGAGCCCCUCCUCAAUAACAGCGACAUUAAGCUCAUUUCCCUCUUCCAUAACAUCCUCAAUAAGUUAAACUUCAUUCUUUACUGCACUAAUGAGAAGCUGUACCUGGAACGAUACUCCCCGGCGAACCUCCUCUCGUAUGGUAGGCCCUUCAAAUUGGACGCGGUGAAAAUCUUUCACCAGUUUGUGCACUCCCUCCCCCAUUAUUUGCGCUCUCACAUUGUUAACUUCUUCGAGACGGACUUUGCCGAAGUGACGGAAAACCUGUUGGUGGAUCUCUUCCACCAGCUUGAGUCCCUCCUGGAUAGCAACAGCAGCUCCUUCGAAACGGAGGAGGAGAACAAACUGGAGACCUUCUUCAAGCUGAACCACCUCUUCACCAAAAGUAAGAACGUCACCGAUGGGAACUACCAGUCGAUGCUGCAAGAUAACCCGCACUUUAAGGACGCAAAAAUUAUCCUCAGCAGGAGGGUCAAGUAUGACCAUGUUCAUAAGAAAAGCCUCUUCCAGGAGAACCUCCACUUGAAGGACCUCUUCGACGAGCAGUCAUUCAAAAUGUUGCUUCAAACUCUCACCAAAGAGGAAAUCACCUUUGACGAGCUGAACCAAAAGUUUAAGGACUUCAUGACCAGGAAGAAGCUGCUUUUCCCCAAAUUUGACAUCAUGAAAGAGAAAAUUACCACCUCGGUAGAUGACCUCUUCUACAUGAAGGUUUAUAAACACCUUUACGACUUCUUUCAAAACAUCCAUGUGACGCAGCCCAUCCACGAUUUGUACUUCCUCUUUGUGAAAGUUCUCCUGGACUAUUCCGUUCUCCCCUUCAAAUUCGCCAACGACCAUGUGCAGGAGCAGCUCAACAUACAGCUUGGACGCAAGUACCAGAAGUAUGUGCACUUCCUAUCGCAGCUCUUUCCCUGCCUCUUCAAUUUCUACCACUACGAUGAUACAGUGGACUGCCAACCCUUUGGCAACUACAUCCGUGAGGAGGAGUUCUCCCCCGAGCAGAAGAUGCUAAACAUUUUGCAAUCCCCCUUUGUGCAACACCCCGAGAAGGUACAGAACAACCAAAUCAAUUUUGACUACCACAUAAAUGAGGAGGACCUAUUCCUAGAUUUCAUCAAAGAGUUCAUUCCGGAGAGUGAAAAAAUGGAUCAGAAGCAGCUCCAAGUGGAGUCCUUCAAAAUUAGAUACUUCGUUACGGAAAUUUCUAAAUUUGUCAUGCGCACUGUUAUGUCUAAGAUGCCACCCUCCUACAUCUUCAACAUGGGUUACAAGGACUUUUACAUUAACGUAGACGAUGUAGUUAACAAUCUACAGCCUUUCUUCGAACAGGUUCGCAAGGCUAAAGCUCCAUCCGAUCAGGUCAAUUCCCCCUACGCGGUCAUCAGUGGUACUAUUGCCAACUUUAUGGACGCCAAUAAUGAAGAAGCCGCUUCCUUCCGCUUUCAAAACAUCAAGUUUUACCUGAACAGUCAUGUAACGCAGCUCUUCCUGCAGAAUAACAUGUCCUUUAAGUACUUCCUGGAGUUCAUCAAAAACAUUGACAAGUUCAAGACCUUCUUCCCGUCCCUCUCCGAGCUGUACGUCUUCGUGGACAGGCACGUCAACAUCAUCAACGCGAUCACCCACCCCAACUUCACCGAGCGCGUCACCACGCAGCGCGUCAUCCAGCUCUUCGUCGACACCCUCAAGAACUUCGGCCUCGACCUCUACGGGGUUUAGCCGAACAGCGGCAAAGCGGCAGUUUGCAACUUUUCUGAGAUACGCUGCAGCUAUUUUGCGGCUAUCUUGCGGCCGCCCCGAUUUACGAGAACGACGCCCAUUUCGGCCGCUUAUUUUCACCACCCCUGAGAACGCAACUUUUUCUGCCUCCCCACAGAUGAGCCAAAAAAGGGGCAUCGCAAAAAAAUAAAAUAUAAUAUAAUAAAGUAAAACCAAAUAACCACUUUAAUGUUAACAGUUUCGCCA
Messenger RNA from Plasmodium vivax (malaria parasite P. vivax), 7989 nucleotides. RefSeq lists its product as hypothetical. The coding region runs from base 1 to 7743 and encodes 2580 amino acids. NCBI's taxonomy places the organism in Eukaryota, Apicomplexa, Aconoidasida, Haemosporida, Plasmodiidae. The record is from RefSeq and is a predicted model, not a curated record. The transcript has a single exon.